AUGGCCGCCAACGAUAAGAAGAUCCCAACAGUCACCAUCCUCAAGCAAAAGAACUCGAAAGAAUCUCUUUCAGCAAAGUCGCCUCGUACAGCUCGCUUCGCAGAAGCGACCUCAGUCUAUUCACCCGUCGACGGACGUUCUCCCUUUGCCGAUCCACCCACCAACCACUACUCCCCUCAACCUCAGAUCUCAGACGUCGGCUUCGGCUACGUCCAGGACGUCGAAAUGGAAGAAACCGACAGGAAGUACCUUCCUCCGCCAACCCCAAAGACUCCCCUCAGGAGCGCCCUCCGAUCGCCUGGUGCUCCACCAAGGACAUGUGAGACCGCCAUCCUCAGUCCCACCUUCAGGGAAGAGCAAGUCCUAGAGAAGCAAGAGGCCAGCACCGACAAGGAACAGGCCAAAGAUUUGAAAGUCAAGGUUCGAGUACGAAUCGCAAAGAUCUUCCUGCGUGGAAUCAACUUUGCCUGCAGUCUGAUCGUUCUCUCCAUGCUCGCCACUGCUUUUUCCAUCUUCAACGCAACCAAGACCCUUGCUCCCAGGAACAAUCUGCCACCGUGGGCCAAGAACACAGCCAUCUGGCCCCAAGUAACCAUCCUCGUCAUUGCAUGCAUCUCCCUGCUCAUGUCCAUCGUUGUCUUGAUCGCCUACGCCAGAAAGGGCCACCACAGGGCCGAGAAGGUGGCAGCAUACUACACCGUCUUCGCAGUUGGCUUCUUCAUCUUCAGCAUCAUCAUGUGGGCAGUCGGUGCCGGCAUCCUCAAUCAGAGCAAAUCGCAGGGUAAAGGCAAGGACAUGUGGGGUUGGUCGUGCGUAGACAACAAGCGAAGACAUCUGUUCGAGGACGAUGUGUCGUACGCGCUUGUCUGCCGCCUUCAGAACUGGGCUCUUGUCUGCUGCAUCAUCGAGAUCGUCAUCGAAGUCUUGGUCAUUGCCAUCUACGCCAUCGUCUUCUACCGUUUCUGGUCCAAGAGGAAGCUCCGAAAGUCCAUGGCCAACCGUGACAAGGCUCGUUCGGACCUUUACCUCGCUCAGCUCCGCUCCCAAUCCGCACCCAACACUCCUGGCUUCGGACCACUCUCUCCCCGCUCUGGAGGCUGGCGCCCACCGCCAGACCACCCUCAGUACUACGACCCUCAGUCUGCCGCCGAGAACGGCGAUAGCGAUAAGGUACAAUUCGCCUAUGCUCGCGAGAUCGCCCAACCCCAGCCAUUCUCUCUCAAGGCACCACCGAUCAAGGUCACCAAUGCCACCCCCAAGAUUGGCCAAGAAGGUUUCGAUACCCCCCAACGUACUGGCACCGCAUCGCCACCUCUUCCCCCAGCCUCGCCUGGGUUCCAGGAGAGGCAGAACGACCACGUCGGUGCAGCACCAGGAGAGCAGACAUACGCAUCUGUACCCAUCCCUGGCGCUUACACUCCUCUUGCUUCGCCUUCCUACCCGGCGCCCGCUCAUCAACAGUCCGCUCCUGCUCCGGGCCAGGGCUUUGAUUUCGGACCCAGCGUUGCAAGACAGUAA
Molecule: messenger RNA, 1518 nt
Organism: Aaosphaeria arxii CBS 175.79
Lineage: Eukaryota; Fungi; Ascomycota; Dothideomycetes; Pleosporales
Exons: 3
Coding region: 1-1518 (505 amino acids)
Source: RefSeq, a predicted model, not a curated record